AUGUGUAAGAACUGUUUCAACAUCUACAGCACUUGGAUCCCCCAGGACGUCACCGACGUCGUUAUUCAAGCCAUCAAUGGAGUUCCCCACUUUUGUGCAAAGCACAACGGAGGCCUUCCCUUUGCCUUCCACUGGGAGCCUAACCAGUUCAAGUACUUCUUUUACCACUGGUAUCAUGCUCCUCACGAUGAUAUCCUGAAGUUCAAGGCUCAAGCCAUCUACGAAGUCAAGGUCAUGAAUUUGGCGAGAUGGAAUGACUUUGACACUUUCGACCUUGCCUAUUCUGGCGUCACUGCUACUCGUGCCGUUAUGAAGGCUGACAAGAGGUUAUUAGCCAGAAUGCCUCCAUCAAAUGCUCCGCUGUAUAAUGAUCUUUCAGAGCAUUUUGCAAAGCAAGUUGCCGCUGCUAAGAAGCUUUCUGCUUCGAGAGCAGUAGAGAAACCAAGAGCUGCCCCUUCAUUUUCCGUGGACCAAGGUCCUCGAGGAUUUUUGCAGCUUCUCUACAAGCAAAAAUCCCCAUUCUUGCCUGGUGACUUCCCAUGUUUCAGACAUGCUACCAGCGAGAAGCAGCACGAAGCAUUCCUUCCUUGCGAUUUCUACAAGUUCAAGGAGAUUUUCAAUGAGGAUCAAGAGAAGUGCUUCCUUCCUUGCAACUUCUACAAGUUCAAGGAAAUGUUCAGCGAAAGUCGCCAGAAGAAUUUCCUCCCCAUUGACUUUUACAAGUUCAAGGAAAUCUUCCGUGAAGAAAGCCCCGAAAGCUUCCUUCCCAUCUACUUCUACAAGUACAAGGAGUACACCAACGACGAGCAGUCACUCGAGUACCUUCCUCGUGACUUUUUCAAGUACAUUGAAACCGUCUACCCCAAGUGCUCCCGUACUUACCUUCCCAAGGAUUUCUACAGGUUUGAGGACUCCCUCAAGGAGACACCGCCCUCCUUCUUCUUGCCUGGAGAUUUUCCACAUUUCGAGAAGCUUCUCUCCAAGAAUUGUCACCCUGUAUCGCAACGCCAUGCUGGUACCACAGAGGGUGUCAACCUCAAUCUCGGAGCUAGGAAGUUCUUCCUCCCUAGAGACUUUCACAGUUUCUUCCGGACCUGGACAAAGGAAGACUAUGGUCCACAGUUGGAGCGCAAGAGCCUGAAGAAGACUUCGAAGCCGAAGAAGUCUUCGAGAAAGCUCUCAAAGAAGCAUCGUCUUGUGAGCUUCUUGCGCAGCCUUCGACCUUCCCGGGUCCGCUAG
Candidozyma duobushaemuli is the source of this 1239-nucleotide messenger RNA. RefSeq lists its product as uncharacterized. The transcript has a single exon. The record is from RefSeq and is a predicted model, not a curated record. The coding region runs from base 1 to 1239 and encodes 412 amino acids. Lineage: Eukaryota; Fungi; Ascomycota; Pichiomycetes; Serinales; Metschnikowiaceae.